GGAAGGAGCGGGCGGGCGCGGGGCGGAGAGGGGCAGAGAGGGCCGGGGUGUCGACAGAGGGCUGGGAAUGCCCAAGGCGCGGGGCCUCUCAGCCGCCUGGUGGCCGCGUCCGGGCGAUGGCGCUCCGUCUGGUGACCGACUUCGAGCUCCGGAAGGACGUGCUCCCGUGGCUGCGGGCUGUGCCCGCGGUCGCGGGGUCGGGAGGUGGCGGCUCAGAAAAUAAUUAUGAGAGCUUACGGGUACUAAAUGUUGAAAGAAAUGGAAAUAUUAUUUAUACUUAUAAGGAUGGUAAGGGAAAUGUCCUCUUUGGAUUAUAUGAUUGCCAAACCAGACAAAAUAAGCAUCUAUAUACCUUUGAGAAAGACUUGCAAGUUGUCAGUUGCUCUGUCAACAGUGAGAAAACUUUACUUGCUGCAAGUUUAGUUCAGUCUACUAAAGAAGGAAGAAGAAAUGAGCUUCAACCAGGAUCAAAGUGCUUAACUUUGUUAGUUGAAAUCCACCCCGUGAAUAACGUGAAGGUCCUAAAAGCAGUGGAUAGCUAUAUUUGGGUACAGUUCCUCUACCCAUAUGUUGAAAGUCAUCCUCUUCCAGAGAACCAUCUCUUACUGAUUUCAGAAGAGAAAUAUAUUGAGCAAUUUCAUAUCCAAGUGACCCAAGAAGAUGGAAAUAGAGUGGUGAUGAAAAAUUCUGGCCAUCUCCCAAGAGACAGAAUAGCUGAAGAUUUUGUUUGGGCUCAGUGGGAUAUGUCAGAGCAGAGGUUAUACUACAUUGACCUGAAGAAAUCAAGGAGUGUCUUAAAAUGCAUCCAGUUUUAUCCUAAUGAGAGCUUUACUUUAAUGUUUGAAGCACCUUUGGACAUAUCAUUAAGUGACUCGGGAUUGAAACUUGUCAACUUUGGAUGUGAUUAUUGUCAAGAAGAAGAGAAAUUAUCCAAACACUUGACUCUGUGUGUUUUUACCAACCAUACAGGGAGCCUGUGUGUAUGUUACUGCCCGAAGUUUGACUCUUGGGAACAAAUGACAUAUUCAGUAUUUUACUUUCAUAAAGGACACAGAAAGACCUUCACCGCUGAUCUUGGGAGCACUGGCUCACACGUGACAAAGGACAUUACUUUUCUCAACCUAGACUACUAUGUGGCUGUUUACUUACCUGGUCAUUUCUUUCAUCUACUUAACAUUCAGCAUCCAGAUUUGAUCUGUCACAGUCUGUUUCUGACAGGAGAUAAUGAAAUGAUCAAUAUGCUACCUCAUAGCCCUUUACAGUCACUGUCAGGGUCUCUGGUACUGGAUUGGUGUUCCGGAAAGCUCUAUAGAGCACUUCUCAACCAGUCGUAUUUAUUGCAGUUCUUGUGGAACACCUGCCUAGACUAUGAGAAGAUGGCUGUGCUGCACUGUAUACUCUCGUGUGGCCGCGAAGUACGAUCCUUGGAAGACCAGAUUAUUCAAUGGAUUUCUGAGAAUGUCUCUGCCUGCCAUUCAUUUGACCUUAUUCAGGAAUUUAUAAUUGCUUCAUCUUAUUGGAGCAUAUAUCCAGAGAAAAGUAAUGUGGAUAAACUUUUGCCAUAUUCCUCAAUGCUCACUUGGAAUACAGAAAUUCCUGGAAUAACCCUUGUAUCGGAAGCAUUGCCUCUUAUGAAAGUCCACAGCUUUAAAGGCUACUGGGAAAAACUGAACUCUAACCUAGAAUAUGUUAAGUACACCAAGCCUCACUUUCACUACAACAACAGUGUGGUCAGGAGGGAAUGGCACGACCUGAUCUCUGAAGAGAAAACAGGAAAAAGAAGAUCUACAGCAUAUGUGAGGAAUAUUCUUGAUAAUGCAAUAAAGGUGAUUUCUAACCUGGAAGCAAGAAAUUUGGAACCAAGAUCCACGCCCCUCUUGCAGGAGGAAGACAACCAACAGAGGCUGCUCAUGGGGCUGAUGGUGUCUGAGCUAAAAGACCAUCUUCUGAGACACCUACAGGGUGUAGAAAAGAAGAAAAUUGAGCAGAUGGUUCUGGACUACAUUUCAAAACUGCUGGAUCUCAUUUGCUGCAUAUUGGAAGCUAGUUGGAAGAAGCAUAAUCUUCAUCCCUGGGUUCUCCACUUUAAUAGGCGUGGCAGUGCUGCUGAAUUUUCAGUCUUUCACCUCAUGACCAGGAUUUUGGAAGCUACUAACAGUUUGUUUUUACCUCUGCCUCCUGGUUUUCAUACACUGCACACAAUCCUUGGGGUCCACUGUCUCCCUUUGCAUAACCUGCUGCAUUACAUCGAUAAUGGAGUGUUGCUUCUCACCGAAACUGCUGUCACAAGGCUUAUGAAAGAUCUGGACAAUACAGAGAAAAAUGAAAAACUAAAAUUUAGCAUCAUUGUGCGGCUUCCUCCGCUUUCCAAGAAACCCCAUCCUUCCCCACCCCUCUGUCUGCUGUUCCCUGCUGGGCCUACACAGAGCUUGCUCCUCUGGCUUCGUCCUGCCUUGACACAGCUCAUUGGUCAGAAGAUCUGCCGACUUUGGGAUCAUCCUAUGAGUUCUAACAUCAUUUCACGGAACCAUGUGACGCGGCUGCUUCAGAACUACAAGAAACAGACUCGGAAUUCUAUGAUUGACAAGUCAUCAUUCAGUGUAGAAUUUCUGCCUCUGAACUACUUCAUUGAAAUUCUGACAGAUCUAGAAUCCUCCAAUAAAGCUCUGUAUGCUUUUGACGGACAUGACAAUGUGGAUGCAGAAUUUGUAGAGGAGGCAGCUCUGAAACACACAACAAUGCUUUUAGGCUUGUAGAAGAGAAAACAUUGGAUCCGAUUCCAAUGUUUUUAAUGUUGCUCAUUGGCUUUACUCCUGUCAAGAAUCCUUUAGCAAAAUUUAAAAUUGGUAACAAACAUCUAAAUAUAUCAUUGAGUCAUCUGAAUUUCAGUUUGGUGUUCAUUAAGAGAGAGCUAAACUAACAUACCUCAUUCUAAUUUUGAACAGCCAAACCACCCAAAUGUAGAGAAGUAAUAAACAGCCCAAGAAGGCAAACAGUUGCAUACGUGAUGCCCUUCCAAGGGUCUCAUACUCCUAGUAGCUUAACAAGCCAAAAGCUAGCUUCUGUUUUACUCUAAAAUAAGAUUUGUUUUAAAAACAUAGGAAACGGUGCUUGAAAAGCAACCACUAGAUGUCCCAUUGAAAAUAACAUAACAAGCAGAAAAACUGGAUGUUGCAUAAGAAUUCUAUUUGGAAAGAGGAUACUUUUUAAAAAAUUGACUUUGGACUAUAUCAAGUCUGUUAUAUCCAAUACAAAAUAAUUUGUAAUAUACAAUGAUUUGUACCUAUAGUAUUUAGAGUGAGGUUUAUCUUUGUGAUAGUCCAAAUGGAACUGUAUUUAAUUUUUUAUAUUUAUAAAGUUCGAUUUAAUAAUAUACUAUCAUUAAAAAAAUGAGACAU
Molecule: messenger RNA, 3398 nt
Organism: Tupaia belangeri chinensis (Chinese tree shrew)
Lineage: Eukaryota; Metazoa; Chordata; Mammalia; Scandentia; Tupaiidae
Gene: GSAP
Product: gamma-secretase activating protein
Biological process (GO): positive regulation of amyloid-beta formation
Cellular component (GO): trans-Golgi network
Source: RefSeq, a predicted model, not a curated record